Molecule: messenger RNA, 1165 nt
Organism: Aplysia californica (California sea hare)
Lineage: Eukaryota; Metazoa; Mollusca; Gastropoda; Aplysiida; Aplysiidae
Product: protein SREK1IP1
Molecular function (GO): nucleic acid binding; zinc ion binding
Source: RefSeq, a predicted model, not a curated record
AAACAACACGCAGUUCACACAACGUUUCCUCCAACAUUUUAACAUGAUUCCCAGCUAGAAUCUAGAUCUAGGUCCAAGUAAAACAUGGAGAACUUUCAAGGUUACAUUGCCAAGUUUGGAAAGCCAAACGAUAAUCUCCGGACAUCCUGUAAAAAGUGUGGCUAUGCUGGCCACCUGACGUAUCAGUGUCGCAACUUUCUAAAGGCAGAUCCCAGUAAAGAAGUUGUCCUUGACGUAAGCAGCACAAGUUCUGACUCUGACGAUGAGCCGUUUGUGUCCCCGUUAACGAACCUAAAUGAAGGUAAAAAGAAAGAUCAAUCUGAAGCUGACAAAAAGGACAAAAGCAAAAAGUCAAAGCGGAAAAAAUCCAGGGAUGGCUCAAAAAAGCGGAAGAAACACAAAAAAGAAAAGAAGAGGAAGAAGAAGAAGAAGCAUAAAAGAACUGAAUAUUCUGAAAGCGAGUCUGAAAGUGCCUCUUCAGAAGAUGAAGACAAGAAAAAAGGACGAAAACGCAGAAGUGAUUCUUCAUCAGACAGUGACUCUGAAGGGGUUGAAGAAAUGGACGUAAAACAGAGAAAAAAGAAAAGAUACAGUUCUUCAGAUGAUUCAGAGGAGGAGAAAAACAGUAAAAAGAGCAGCAGAAAAAGAAGAGGUGAUGACUCAACAGAUGAUGAAAACAGUGGACAUGACAGAAAGAAAAAGUCUAAGAAACGAAAGCACAGACAUUGAGAUUUUUAUGGUGACUGAAUACAGUGUUGUUAAUUAAGUAUGGAUUAUCUAGUUGUAUACUUGUGUUAUUUGUAUUGUAUGUCAGACUGCGCUGUUGUCUAGUGGGAGUGACUUGAGUCGCUGUUUUGGGAAAAUAUUAAAUAAAAGAGCAUCACAUAAACUGAUUAUUAUUGUCAGCUUUCACCCUUCUCAUCCUUUAGACCAUGUAACAUAGACUUUUGGAUAAUUGGCCUGUAUGAGAUCACUUUACAGAAACAGAUCUCUGUAGCCUUUUAUAUAAACUAGGUGGGACCUUUUAAAAAAAACAAAAAACAAUGGAAUCCUUUUAUAAUGAGGGGGAGGGGACUGGUGGGAAAUAUCUGUUUUAGCAGGAUUCUCGUUAUCAGGGAUCCAGUUAUAAAUUCAAGGAAAAUAAUAAAGUAGGCCUAAUCUAUGA